AUGCGCCUUGUCGUGUUCUUGGUGCUUGCUGUGGCUCUCUUGACCACUAGAGGCACGGGACUCGUUAGCGCCGAAGACUCCGCCAGCGACAAGUCCAAACGUAUUGCUCUAAACAAGAUCAUCAAGCGUCUCCGUGGGAGUCACAAGUCGGUGGCCGAAGAGAGGGUGAGUGUUGCGCCUGUCGAUGCCUACUGGUUCGCUGCGACGCAGAUGAAUCGGCCUUCGAGGAUCAACUCGCAGAGUAUCGUGCACGCCGUGGAGCACCACGAGCCGCUGCCCAAGUGGGUGACGGCACUUGUGGUUAUACUGGGUCUUGGCGUGGUCGGCGGCGGUGUGUAUGGAGUCAUCAAGGCCGCGCACGCGUUGAAUAAAUAA
Messenger RNA from Phytophthora sojae, 375 nucleotides. RefSeq lists its product as hypothetical. The transcript has a single exon. The record is from RefSeq and is a predicted model, not a curated record. NCBI's taxonomy places the organism in Eukaryota, Oomycota, Peronosporomycetes, Peronosporales, Peronosporaceae. Bases 1 to 375 code for a protein of 124 amino acids.